This is a messenger RNA of Phanerochaete carnosa HHB-10118-sp, 1057 nucleotides long. RefSeq lists its product as uncharacterized. NCBI's taxonomy places the organism in Eukaryota, Fungi, Basidiomycota, Agaricomycetes, Polyporales, Phanerochaetaceae. The record is from RefSeq and is a predicted model, not a curated record. Gene Ontology annotation, molecular function: aspartic-type endopeptidase activity. The transcript has 9 exons. Bases 1 to 954 code for a protein of 317 amino acids. Gene Ontology annotation, biological process: proteolysis.
AUGGUCGUAGUCAGCCUUAUUGUGGACACCGGCAGUUCCAACACUUGGGUUGGUGCCAAUUCUUCUAAUCCUUACACGCCGACAUCUACCUCUUACGAUACCGGCGACCCAGUGUAUGUUGCAUACGGCACUGGCUUUUUCAUAGGCACAGAGUUCAUUGACCAAGUGAGCCUCGGCGAAGGCUUUACGAUUUCACAACAAUCUAUUGGCGUUGCCAACGCUUCCGCUGACUUCAACGGGACAGACGGCAUCUUGGGUAUUGGACCAACAGACCUUACUGCAGACACCGUCAGGAACAGUGGACUAGUGCCUACGGUCUUCGACAAUGCAUUUACUCAGGGCCUCAUCGACAAAAAGAUAAUGAGCAUUUUCUUUGAGCCGACGAAUGGCAUCUUAGAACAGAACGGAGAGCUCACCUUCGGUGGCAUCGACGAGAGCAAGUUUACUGGUAAUAUUACCUUUGUAAAUAUAACUACCACUUCUCCUUCCAACCAAUAUUAUGGUAUCAAUCAGACCGUCCAUUACGGGAACACAACUAUCCUCGAUAACAAAGCUGGUAUCGUGGACACUGGUACCUCACUCUUCCUUCUGGCCACUGAGGCCUUCAAUACGUACCAGCAGCUCACGGGUGGGGUGAUGAAUGAGACCCUAGGCUUGCUAAGCAUCACUCCCCAGCAAUACGAGAACCUGCAGAGCCUAUUCCUCGAGAUCGGCGGCCGCCGCUUCGAGUUAACCCGAAACGCUCAAAUCUUUCCUCGUUCCUUGAACACCGCCAUUGGCGGCACUGCAGACAGCAUCUACCUUGUCGUCGCAGGUACUGGCACGCCCCUUGGCGAAGGCCUAGACUUCCUUAAUGGCCAGGUCAUGUUGGAGAGAUUCUUCCUCGUCAUCGAUGCCGAGAACUCUCAGGUGGGAUUGGCGACGACACAGUUCACCAAUGCCACCACUAACUGAGCUUGCGGAGGGUGUUAUCUGGUUUCUCUCGGUCAGGCUUAAGAAGACUUGGACUCAUAAAGUUUGAACAAGGACUGUAUCUUGACCGUAGAAAUGUAAUGCG